This is a messenger RNA of Folsomia candida, 3119 nucleotides long. RefSeq lists its product as uncharacterized. The record is from RefSeq and is a predicted model, not a curated record. The coding region runs from base 414 to 2351 and encodes 645 amino acids. Lineage: Eukaryota; Metazoa; Arthropoda; Collembola; Entomobryomorpha; Isotomidae. The transcript is spliced from 7 exons. Gene Ontology annotation, molecular function: protein binding.
CCAAACCACCACCACCACCACGAAAAGUACAAGUUUUGCAGCUGAUUUGAUAUCAAAUAUCGAUAUUUUUUAAUAUUUGCAAUGGUCCUGCCCUACUUAACUAUUUUUUCGAACCCUCCACCCAAAUUAGUGCCAAUUUGGGCAAAUUAAAGUCGCCAAAUUGCCAAGUAUCGAUCCAGUUUUGCUCCUAUACUAAUUAUUUGUUUCAUUCUUUCUUUUUUGUGAGUGUAUUGUAUCCUUCAUGACGUUGACCUGACUUGACCUUUUACCUUAUCACACUAACCAAACUGGCUGAGGGUCUCGUACCACCAGGCGGAGGAAGUGGGGGCGGGGGGAGUGGCGAAAGUGAGGGGAGAUUGUUGGACGUCCUGUGUCAAAAAUUGGCAGAUCGGGCCCUCCUUUUGAAAGAUUUUAUGAAAGAGGUCGGGAUGGAGGAUUGCACGCCGAACAUAAUUUUGGGCGAUUCUUCCACUACGGAUGAUGACGAUUUUACCACACCCACGACGACCACGAUAACCUCGUCGUCUUCUGCGUCGUCUGGAUUUUUAGACUCUUCUCGAGCAGAGGAUGACCUCAGUUUGGAGUCUGUGUCGUCACCGAUGGAUGGGGGACAGGGAGGACAAGACGUCUUUCCAAUUAUGGAAUUGCCCACGGAGAUCCGAUCCCGCAUCCUCAACCUCCUUCCGCAACGACUCGUCCCCUGUCUGCGCCUCGUUUGUCGCUCUUGGCGUGACGAAAUCGACCACUUUUACGAAUUCACUCUCAACAUUUACGACACCACGACGAACCUCCCAGCAAUUCGGAGGCUUCGCUGUAGAGAGUGCACCAUUUGGAAGUUGACCACUAAACUGGACCCUGGACCGCUCUUUGCUCAUCCCGCUUAUCUCAAAGGCGUCAAAGUUUAUGGGCCAAUGUCGGCAGAAAAUUUGGCUAAUUUAAUUACAGCCUCCACGAACCUGGAACAUCUCACCCUCACGCGUCGUGCUAAUUAUCCCUGGAUCCUCAACCUACGUGACACUCCUGGUCUGGGAAAUUUGAGUGAAUUGCGCUACCUCCGCCUCAACUCGGAAGAGCAUGUUUCUCUCCACACCCGCUCGUCGUCACGGUCGGGAUCGGAUCACAAUCUCGUCAAUAAAUCCGCGCCGCCCGCCCUCCCACCGCCGCCCAUGAUGGACUGCGUUUUCCCAAAGUUGAAGCAUUUCGAAAUCCUCAAACGGUUCGCGGUGUGGCAGUAUUCCCAUUACGUCACGGCCAUCCUAAAAUUCGUCUCUCGACAUUACAAAACUCUCCGAAACAUAGAACUGGACCUCAUCCCGCUCUCUUGUAUCGCUCUGUUAAACGAUGAUUCCUCCGACUCUGAUGAUUCCUCAGAUUCCGACCAAAUCGUCGCCCCACAGCGACACCACCACUACCAUCACAACAACGCGGCUAGAAAACGACGCAAUUCUGCUAUUUCUGGUGACGAAAUUGGCCUCGCUUAUCUCUGCAAUUUAGACUUGGUCAAAUUCUGCGUCACGACGAAAGGGUCCGACUCAGAUAUUUCGAUUUGGAGUGCGAUUCUCUCCAAACAAAGAAAUUUGGUCGAAUUGCGAUUCGAUUGGCUUUGUCGGUGCUUUCCUUGGAUACAUUUUCAACCCCCCGUCGAACAAAGUGCGGCAACCUUGGUGCAUUGCGAGCUCGCUAGUUUGAGCAUGUUCCACGUGCCACGUGGUGGGGGGAGGAGGAGAGUUAUGCCCUUUGAUUUAGCCAUCUUUAGGAAUUGCAAGACAUUGAAGAGUCUUAUUUUGAGGUGCCGCGAAAACCAUGCCAAACUAACCCCCCGCGAUCUCGACGGAGACAUCGAUCUCGUCGAAAACGACGAUGACGACGACGUUCUCGCACUUCCCAUUCCCGGCGAAGAUCACAACGCUGCUGUCGCGGCUGCCUCCGCGAGUGAAGUCCUCCUCAUGAUAAACGGCUCCGAACUCCCCGCAAGUCUCGAACAACUGGAAAUUUUCCGCUUUCCCAUGCUCACCUCGGACCUCGCCGCGAUGGUGUCGCCCCAACGGCUGCCCAACAUACGGAAACUGUUUCUCCACGAGUGCGGAAAAUCGGGAGAAUUUGGCGUCGCGGCGCAAGUCUUGGUCGAAAUGGCGGAACUCUCGAGUUUAAAAUUUCUUGAAGUUAUUGGCUUCAACGACCGCGGUGGAGAGAGGAAAGCCGAGUUGGAGGAGGUUUUUCAACGCAUCGGUCUCCCGUAUGAGGGUCAAGACACGUGGCUCGAGUUUUCCGACGGGUCAUCCUCCGCAUAUGAGAGUCUUAAAGUUCUAAGUGCUAGAAGAUCAAAUGAACAAGCUGCAGCUAAUUUUUAAGCCGUAUUGUUUUUGUACUUCAACUUGCGCCACGUAGAUAAUUUAACUAUGGCGCAAGUUAGGAGUAAAAAAAUGCAGCUUAAUUUUAAACAAAAAAGUCAAAAGUGAUAUAUAUUGAAGGGAGGUUCUCAAUUUAAUCGGAUGUUUGUAAACUUUGUAAAUUUGUGACCUGAUUAUAUUAUUUGCAAAUUUGUGCAGAAAUUUUGCUAAUUUUUUUUACCAGGUUUUACAAACAUCCGAGUGAAUUAGAGUCUCUCGCAAUUUAUUUAUUUCGGGUAAGAAAAUAUUUCCUCCAGGAUUUCUGAACUCUCUAAUUAAAAUUCCGAACCGAAACCAAAGGAUAAUUAAUUAUAUACAUAUUUAGUAAUUUUGAUGUAUCAUUAGUAAUUAUUUUGUAGUAAUUUAAUUUAAUUAUCUUGAAUUUUUACAAUUUCGUUAGCUUAAUUUGUGUAAGUUUGUAAACUACAAUUUUGUUAUAACAAAAAGUAGUCAAAUUAUUUAUUAUGAUAAUCUCAAAAACUGUAAUUACAAAAUUUUAUCUAAAAUUCCAAUUACAAAAUUGUAGUUAAUCUAAAUUUUAAUUAUUUUCUACCUCAAUUAAUUAAUUCCCUCCCGCUUAAGUAGCACAUCCCCCAAAUUUAUACUGACCAUUAUUAUGUAUCUACUUUAAUUUAUUAAUCGUACUUAAUUAACUCUCAGGUCAAUUAAAUACCAUUCUCACUUUCUUCACGCUACAUUAAACUACAAAAUAAACACAAUUUUAAGACA